Messenger RNA from Platichthys flesus (European flounder), 2715 nucleotides. Its product is annotated as macoilin-1-like. Lineage: Eukaryota; Metazoa; Chordata; Actinopteri; Pleuronectiformes; Pleuronectidae. The transcript is spliced from 5 exons. Bases 1 to 735 code for a protein of 244 amino acids. The record is from RefSeq and is a predicted model, not a curated record. Gene Ontology annotation, biological process: neuronal signal transduction. Gene Ontology annotation, cellular component: rough endoplasmic reticulum membrane.
AUGCGAAACGCGACGCCAGCUCCCACCAUGUUGCCUGCUCGGCUUCACCGGAGGCUCCACAGCGCCGUCCAGGCCAAGCAGAAAGAUAGGCAGACCAUUUCCCAGCUGGAGAAGAGGCUCAAGUCUGAGCAGGAGGCACGGGCCCUGGCUGAGAAACAGCUGGCCAAGGAGAGGAAGAGGAAGAAGAUGGAGGAGGCCACGGCUUCCAGAGCUGUAGCAUUAGCUACUGCCACUAGAGUGGAGUCUAAUGACUCUCUUCGCGUUCGUAUCAGAGAGCUAGAGACGGAGUAUAAGAAGCUCAGCUUGGACAUGAAACUUAAGGAGGAGCAGAUUAGGGACCUGGAGGGCAAGUGUCAGGAGCUGAGGAAGUACAAAGAGAAUGAGAAGGACACAGAGGUGUUGAUGUCAGCACUGUCAGCCAUGCAGGACAAGACCCAGCACCUGGAGAACAGCCUCAGUGCUGAGACCAGGAUCAAACUGGACCUCUUCUCUGCACUGGGAGAUGCCAAGAGGCAGCUGGAGAUAGCACAAGGCCAGAACCACCAGAGGGAGCAGGAGAUCGCAGAGCUGAAGCAGAAGAUAGCCGAGGUGAUGGCGGUGAUGCCGAGCCUGUCUUACUCGUCGGACAGCAGCAACCUCAGCCCCGUCACCCCGCACUACUCUUCCAAGUUCAUGGACAAUAGUCCCUCCUCCCUGGACCCCAACGCCUCAGUCUACCAGCCCCUCAAAAAGUGACUCUGACGUCCACACUUUGUGUCAGACAGAACUUUUUCUCUUUCUUUAUUUCAGUGACGUUCUCAGUUCCGGCUUUUUGUUUUUCAGUUUACCAGCCCCUCACAAACACAAACAUUCACACACACACACACACACACACACACACACAUACACAUACACAUACACACACACACACACACAGUGCACACAGCCCCUCUAUAUAUGUGUACUUGGGUGCGAUUUUGGUUCUAUUGUGAGAACUAUUAUUUUUUUAGAGGGUUGUGUACAAUCAGAUUCUUUUUGUUUUUACUAUUGAGUUUUGGGAUUUAGCCAUUAGACGGCAUUAUCUGUUUAAAGGGGGAGGAAGGAACAUGCAAUUUGUCGGCCAAACUUUAACUUAAGAGCCAUCAUGCAUCACGUGAUGUCAGUCUUCUUUUGCUGUACAGUUUGAAUCCCCCCCACAGCCAUACUCACUUCUAUAUUGAACUCACUCCCAGACCUUUUUAUUUGAAAACAACAAUUGGCCUCCAUGAUCGUUUAUAUAAAGACAGAAGACGUGUUUAGAUUUGUAAAGUAAAGCCAGGUGUGAGAUACAUGAAUGUAAAACUAUUCAUGUUUUGAUAUUGCCAUCUUAUCAAAUCAGUGAUUGUUUGUUUUGUAACGUUUCAGUUCAGUUACACCAAUGUACAUUUCCUAGAAGAUAGUGAUAUAGAGCAGGUACACAUUUGCUAUAUUCUUCAGAUAUUCUAGUACAAUUUUGCCCCUUAAUGCUGGAAUUUAGUAGAUUCUCCAGGAUUAUUAUUAAGUGGAUGAAGCAGAUUCCGUUUUGUCCGAAAAUAAAAUAAAAAUGCUGUUCGAUUCCAACCCUGGCACUGCCAAAAGCGUUCACCUGUUUGCUGCCGAAACCUUUCCUCUCCCUCUGGUCCAAAUUAGAACCCGUUACGCCAUAUUGUCCACUGGAUUUAAUGAUGUCAAGGUAACCAGUCGUUAGCAUUAUUUGCAGAUCUUACAGUGCCUUUCAGUUUCUCUUUUUUUUAGACGCAGAAACCACAUACCUGGGAUCUAAAAGCAUCAGACUUCAAAAUCGUCCCUUUUGUCUCUAUGGCUGUGAAUCGCCUGAUUUCUCACAAUCCCAAAAUUUCAAUUCAGUAUUCAAAAGUUAAACCAAUGAAGGGUCACCUCAGAGAAGUUCGAUCGCUUUGAGCUCAUUGAUCUUCGCAAACUUAAAAGGGAAGACCUUACUUAAGGUGCAUGUCAUUUCACAGUGACACAGUAUUGGUAUGCCAGACACCAGCCAAACCGAUUGUCUAUUAUCAUGCCCUAGUCUCGGCAUUUAGCUGUUUACAAAAAUGUACAUUAAGAUAUUGAGGAAUGUUUAUUGUUUGUUUCUUUUCCGUUCUUAAGUGCCAAGUGUUGAUGUUUGGUUUUCAUCCAUACUUUGAUCGAUGUAGCUAGCAUAAGGUUUGCAGAAGAGUGCUGUCAUUUUGUUUUGUUGUCAUUAGAACAUAUUGGGGUGGUGUUGUGUUUACAUGGUGCUGGGCUAAUCUUGAUGACGCAGAAGAUGGUCAGUCGGACCGAUUGUGUUAUUCACUCGUUUAUUUAUUUGUUCCAGACCUUUAAUUGAGAGGCACCACUUUGAUAUCUCCCAUCAUGUUCAGUUGAUUUCCCAAACGUCCACCAGGAAAGAUUCAGUGAAUGUGUUGUGUUGGGGGAACGGUUACCCCUGAACCGUUUGACCAUGUUGUGCUGUCAUGUUUCCUACCUGGGGGAGAAAAAAAAAAAGUAUUUUUUUGUGGAUUGCUCUGGCGUUGUGACUUCAGUUCUCGAGUUGCUUUUACAAGUUUGUGUAGAAGGAGGAAAAGUUUGAAAACAAGUGCUUUGUUUUAUUUCAUCUUUGUUCCACCAUGCUUAUUUUCUCAAAGUGAAGGUGGCUAUGUCACCUUCCUCACUUUGACCAUCACUAUUAAAGAAAGUCUUGCUGGUGGCAAUGCAAGCCGUUAA